Sclerotinia borealis F-4128 is the source of this 1452-nucleotide messenger RNA. The record is from the annotation of a GenBank genome assembly. Lineage: Eukaryota; Fungi; Ascomycota; Leotiomycetes; Helotiales; Sclerotiniaceae.
AUGUGGGAUCAAUUGGAACCAACUCCCCCGCACAUCACCUAUCUUGUCCUUCCACUCUUCCUAAUAAUAUAUGCCCUCUUCUCCAAUUUCAUUCGCAACCAUCUUCAUCUCUCAGAGCCUCCUCUUGCCGUUAUUUUUGGCAUCAUCCUCGGCCCCUAUGUGCUCAAAGUACUCACUCCACGAGAUUGGGGGUUUGACGAUGAGAUCAUGCAAGAAAUCACGCGUGUGAUUGUAGGUAUUCAGUGUUUUGUUGUUGGAAUAGAACUUCCCAAGCAUUAUUUCAAAAGACAUUGGAAAUCCGUCCUUUAUUUAUUAGGUCCAGUGAUGACAUUUUCAUGGGCUAUCACUGCUUUGUUUGCCUAUUUCAUUUUCCAGACUACUGUUCCUACAGCUCUGAUUAUAGGAGCAUGUCUCUCGCCAACUGAUCCUAUCCUUGCUGCAUCGGUCCUCUCGAAAUCUCGAUUCAGCGAAAGAGUCCCUCCUCGUAUUCGACAUCUUCUUUCAGCCGAGUCGGCAUGCAACGAUGGUGUCUCUUUUCCAUUCCUCUAUAUCGGUUUGGUGGUUUUCACUGCUCAUGGAGGUCCUGGUGGAGCGAUCAAAGAGUGGAUUACCAUCACUCUGCUCUGGCAAUGCGUACUUGGUAUCGUAACAGGUCUUGUACUUGGCAAUAUUGCUAAUCGACUCCUACGAUUCUCUGACACUCGCGAAUAUAUUUCAAGACCAUCAUUUGUUGUAUUUUACCUUCUCCUCGCCAUCCUUUCCAUCGGCAUUGGAUCAAUCCUCGGCUCCGAUGAUUUCCUAGUCGCUUUUGGUGCCGGCGUCGGUUUCGCCCACGAUGGAUGGUUCUCCAAGAAAACCCACACGGUGCCGUUUCCAGUCAUCGUAGAUCACAUCCUCAAUUCCAGCAUGUUCGUAUACUUCGGUGCCAUCAUCCCCUGGGAUCAAUUAGAGCCAACAGCCAUCACACCCCACGUCAAACCCUGGACUCUAAUCCUCUUCCUCAUCCUCACUCUCCUCUUCCGCAGAAUCCCCAUUCUUCUCCUGACCAAACCUCUCAUACCCGAUAUCCGCACGUAUCGCGAAGCGCUCUUUGCAGGACACUUCGGUCCCAUGGGCGUAGGCGCCCUGUUUCUGGCUAUGGAAGCACGCGCUCAGCUCGAAACGGGCACGUCGCUUCCUCUUCCCGCGCCGGAAUUUCCUCAACCCGGCCCGGUAGGUGAAGAUAUAAAAGCCAUUUGGAUCAUAUGGCCAGUGAUUUGUUUUGUGGUGCUAGGAAGUACCAUGGUGCAUGGAUUGAGCGUCGUAGGCAUUAGUCUCGGAAGUCACUUUUUGAGAAAGGAGGGCGAGAGAGCACCGUUGUUGGGGGGUGAGACGGAGGUUUUGGAGGGUAUGGUUCAUGAGGGGGGUGGGGGCGAGAGUGAACCUGAGGUUAGUGGAAGUGAAGCGGAAUAG